This is a messenger RNA of Penicillium alfredii, 1317 nucleotides long. Its product is annotated as Sugar isomerase (SIS). The record is from RefSeq and is a predicted model, not a curated record. NCBI's taxonomy places the organism in Eukaryota, Fungi, Ascomycota, Eurotiomycetes, Eurotiales, Aspergillaceae. Gene Ontology annotation, molecular function: carbohydrate derivative binding. The transcript has 2 exons. The coding region runs from base 1 to 1317 and encodes 438 amino acids. Gene Ontology annotation, biological process: carbohydrate derivative metabolic process.
AUGUCCGAGGUACCCGGCUCUACGCUGCCUCCGUGGCCUCUCACCCCGCCAGACCUACCAGACCCUCCACCAUCACCAAUUCAGGAUGUGUCCUCGGUGGCCACGGCCCUACAUGUCAUGUCGACGGAGCGCGCGGCGCUCGCCCACCUCGAGCUCAUUUAUCAGACGGAUGCGCGGGCACAGCAGGACCUGGCGCGGGCCGUGGACCAGAUCACGGGAAGUGUGCGCGAGGGCGGGAAAUUGGUAGUGUGCGGCGUGGGCAAGAGCGGCAAGAUCGGCCGCAAGAUCGAGGCGACGAUGAAUAGUCUGGGCAUCUACAGCGCGUUCCUGCAUCCAACCGAGGCAUUGCAUGGCGAUCUGGGAUUGGUUCGGCCGAAUGAUACAAUUCUUCUCAUUUCGUUUUCUGGCCGCUCCCCCGAGCUACUGGCCCUGCUUCCGCAUAUUCCCCCCACGGUCCCUGUGAUCGCCCUCACUUCACAUACUCAUACAGCAUCCUGUCCGUUGUUAUCUUUGCAUGGUUCUUCGGGUAUGGGAAUUCUUCUACCAGCUCCAAUCCACGAGGAUGAGGGGUUAUCCUUCGGCGUCAAUGCGCCGACCUCGUCGACGACAGUGGCUUUGUCACUCGGCGAUGCACUUGCUAUCGCCGCAGCCCGGAAGCUACAUACCACGCCAGGCAAAGGGCCCGCAGAAAUCUUUCGGAGCUUCCACCCGGGGGGCGCCAUUGGAGCUGCCACAGCAGCAGGGACACCCAUGACUACACCGUCAAGUGGCACGUCGUCCAAGACCUUCGAUUCCCCAGCCUCGUCGCUGUCACUCCCCUGGGAAGAGGCUAUGAAUUCCCCGCCCGUUCCGCCAUUUACCCUCCAGCCUCCACCAGAUCGACGUCGGAUUCCUUUGCAUAUGCUUGUUCCUCUCGACCAGAUUCCCACCGCCGCGCCGUCACCAUCAUCCUCCGCCAACGAUGUUCGAUUGCUCGACAUUCUCCUCACCGCCAUCCAGCACCCCGAUGCCAAGUCAUGGGUGUUUCUGUCUUCGUCUGAGGUCAUUCCUCCUCGGCGAGUCCGUUCUCUUUCACGCAAUACCAAUGUGGAUAUGCGUGUUUCCGAAGUUAUAACCCAGGACCCUGGUAGUCCACUGGGUGUGCCGCGGACCGAUUGGCUGCUCGUACCGGAGUCAACAUCACCCACCGAGUUACGCCGUCUUCUUUCUAUGCCCCGAGAUCAAUCCGAUCCCAUUUCUGUGAUUGCGGUGGUCAAAAAUGUCGCCCACCCGGCCAGCUGCAUCGGGGUGAUGGAACCGGAAGAUCUCGGUGGAUAA